Molecule: messenger RNA, 710 nt
Organism: Desarmillaria tabescens
Lineage: Eukaryota; Fungi; Basidiomycota; Agaricomycetes; Agaricales; Physalacriaceae
Exons: 4
Coding region: 250-648 (132 amino acids)
Source: RefSeq, a predicted model, not a curated record
CGUUCGUCCAAAAUGAGUCUUUACUUCGACCGCGAAUUGUAGGACUGUGGACAUGCCGGCCAGAUAAUAGAUUGAAUGCAGCAGGUCCGACAGGGAUGGUUCUUGUUCGAGUGACGGCUCCGACGAAAUGAGGAACAAGUUUUAAAGACACCAGGGCAAAAGAAGGCAUCACCAGAUUAUGAACGAAAAAAAAGAAAUCCAUCCCGGGCCGCAAUUCCCUCGAUAACAACGACCACAACACUACUACCGAUGGGCGGUUUUCUAUGGUUCAUCGCUGGUGCAGCUGCGGCCACCAUCUAUUGCAAUGGUCGCAUACAAGCAGGGUACUAUGCCGCCAACCCGAAUGGAUACUACGAACGAGGGUGGACGCGCCAGAGCGCACAGGCUCUUGACUCCGAUGAAAGGGCGCCGGAAGGCAAUGAGAGGGAACGACAGUAUGCGUAUCGAGCCGGAGUGAGGCUAGAGGGCCAACAACGAUUCGGAUUGGAGCUACCUCAACAGCCCCGAGAGAGAAUGGAAGCUCCGGCACCACCACCUCAGCAGGAGGAACAAGUUUCGCUUGACCAUAUCAGAGAGCUCAGUAAACAAGCAGAUGAGGCUAUGUCUGCUUGUCUGAAGCUACACUUGAUUCUCUCAUGGCGACUAUAAUUGCGGCCAAGAACAAACUCGCAGAACGUCGUGCUCAGGAGGAGAAGCGGGCGUCGGAAGUG